CACCAUUCUUGUCCGGGUCGUGUCCCUGUACUUCAUUAUGCCCCGGAAAAUUCGGUCCAUCGCUCGGCUUUUGUCGGUGCGCGCGGCCGGCCCUGCAUUUGUUCGCGCACUGUCGUCCGCCUUUUACAAGGCUUCUCUACCGUUGUGUUAUUGCCGACGGCGGCAGCUGCUGUUGACGCGACUCGCCGGUGGUCGACCUCAACAGUUGGCUCAAGGGCGUCCGUUCUCGUCUCUGUAGAUUAUUAUGGAACAAAACAUCGAAGAAAUUCAUCAGAAUUUAUUAAAAUUUGGUUGUUGUCAUGUAUGCACAACUAGACAUCUUACAAAACCGUCUUCAGUGGACGUUAAUAAGCUCAUUGCAGCGUCAUCUUUAGAUCACGAGAACCCAAAACGCCAUAAAAGUAAUCCUUGCAUUGCAUGUUUGGGAUUGUUCCAAAAUCCACAAAAAGACCAAAUUAUUAACGAGAUUAUUUCUUAUUUAAAGUUGGCUAAUUAUGAUUCAGAUACAUUCAAUAUAGCAUUCAACUUGCCUAUGUGUACAAUUCUGAGAGGCCAUUCUAUAUCACUUUAUGUUUCAAAAACAAGAAUAUCAUUUAACCCUUUAGCGCCAACUGCAUUUGUAUGUGUCAAAGACGCUUGGAAACUCAUGGCCGAAGACGCUAUUGUGAAAGCCACGGGAAAACGUUUCGAUGUACAUUCCCCGUUGUUAAUCACUGCUACUUUUUCUUAUGAAAACGACAAACAAGAAUGUGAUCAAUUAAACACGAUAAUAAGACUUAGCAACAAAAAUCUACAAGAAAUUUUAACUCAAAUGGACAACAAAGAUUUCGUCAGCCAAUACGGAGACUUGCCUUCUAUACCAUCUUCGACCAUUAUUUUCAAAGGCGUGUCUUCUCGACACGAAAGCGUUCAUAUAGCUGGUCGGUACAACAAAUGGUCUAGGACGCUUUCUCAGACUCCUUGGAUUGUGGACCAGGAAAGGCGCCUCGAGAGUUCAGUAGAAGAAAUCAUAUCAGAGCCAAUAAAAAAACAUACGUUGGUCGACAGUUUUAGAUUUUCAUCGUCCGGCAGAGAAGAUAUUGACGUAAGGAUGUUGGGAAAGGGCAGGCCUUUUGCUCUUGAAUUAGUCAACCCUAAAAAAACCAAGUUUAGUUUCGAAACGUUCAGAGAAAUUGAAAAUGAUAUAAAUAAAAAUUCACUAGUAAGAGUUAAGCAUUUACAAAGUGUUACGAAAGAUGAUUUAAAACAGUUGAAAUCAGGUGAGGAGUUUAAAAUUAAAUUUUAUCGGGCACUUUGUUAUGCCAAAGGUGAAUUGCCAGAUCUCGACAAGCUCAAUAAAUAUACAUCGGUUGAUCUGGUCCAAAACACACCAAUACGAGUUUUGCAUAGAAGAGCGAACAUGGCCAGGAAUCGAACUAUACACUCUAUAAAUGGUAGUGCCGUUAAAGUUGACGGUAACAGUGAUUGUUCCUUCUUCAACGUUGUUCUUUCCACUCAAGCCGGAACAUAUAUUAAAGAGUUUGUCCAUGGAGACUUAGGCCGCACAACUCCUAGCCUCAGAACUAUUCUGGAAAACGACACAAUUGAUAUAUUGGCUUUAGAUGUUUUAAGUAUUGAAAUUGACUGGCCUAUGUCUGUAAAGUAUUAAAAACAUAUUUUGAUAUUUAUUAUUAAAUUUGUUAUAAUUUUUGUUUUA
This is a messenger RNA of Adelges cooleyi (spruce gall adelgid), 1696 nucleotides long. It is a transcript of the gene Pus10, whose product is annotated as tRNA pseudouridine synthase Pus10. Lineage: Eukaryota; Metazoa; Arthropoda; Insecta; Hemiptera; Adelgidae. Gene Ontology annotation, molecular function: RNA binding; pseudouridine synthase activity. The coding region runs from base 245 to 1648 and encodes 467 amino acids. The transcript has 2 exons. The record is from RefSeq and is a predicted model, not a curated record. Gene Ontology annotation, biological process: tRNA pseudouridine synthesis.